AUGCAAAACUACCUGUAUGAGAAAGCCAUGGCACAAGAGACAAGGAACGGGGGAAGCUCCACGUUAAACAACAACAACAACGGUGCCGACAAUAGCAAGAGGAAGCUUCUGGUUGCUCUGGACAUCUUCUGUCUUCUACUUGCUAGCCUGCCUUUCCUGAUCAUUGAGACUAGCACCAUAAAGCCGUACCAGCGCGGGUUUUACUGUUCGGACGAGUCCAUCCGCUACCCCCAAAAAGAUGGCGACACCAUUAGCGAUGCCAUGCUUUGCGGUGUUGGCAUUCUUAUUGCCAUCAUCUCUAUUGUGAUCGGCGAAUCCUACAGGAUUCACCAGCUCCACGAGGGGACUAAGUCCUUUGUGGGAAACCCUUAUGUGGCGGCCUUCUACAAACAGAUAGGCGUGUUUAUCUUCGGCUGCGCCAUCAGCCAGUCGUUCACGGACAUCGCCAAGGUGUCGGUGGGCCGCAUGAGGCCGCACUUCCUGGACGUGUGCAAGCCGGACUUCACCGCCAUCAACUGCUCGCUGGGCUACAUCACCGAGUACACCUGCAGCGGCAAGGAGAGUGACGUGCAAGAAGCAAGGAAGUCUUUCUUCUCUGGACACGCUUCGUUCUCCAUGUUCACCAUGCUCUACCUGGCAUUCUAUCUCCAGUCUCGGUUCACGUGGCGCGGCGCCCGCCUCCUGCGCCCACUGCUGCAGUUCACCCUUCUGAUGAUGGCGUUCUACACCGGGCUGUCGCGCGUCUCCGACCACAAGCACCACCCCACCGACGUGCUGGCGGGCUUCGUGCAGGGAGCCCUGGUGGCCUACUUCAUCGUGUACUACGUGUCCGACUUGUUCAAGCCCAGGCUGAAGGCGGCGCCGUCUCCUCCGUCACCCAUCAAGAAGGAGCUACUGCCCUCGUCCGACAUCAUUGAGAGGAACAACCACCACAACAUGGUGUGAGGAAGACCGCCGCGCCUCCUCUUCCUUGUCCUCCUGCGACCAAUCACGUCGCCGCUCACCUCCCAUCGGACAGUAGAAUGUAGUUAAAAGGGCAAUCUCAACAACCGCAACUCCAACCUCUCUCAUUCUGUGAGGAACCCCACUCCGGAUCGGGGGGGGGUCGGCGGGCGUGGGGAGUUAACGACCAAAUCCGAGAAAAACAAAAUUGGAAAACGACAGGCGGAGCUUGAAAGAGGUAAUAAAAUGACAAAAUAAUGAAAAUGAAGAGAUCAAAACAAACUUCCUGCAAAAGGGAGAGAAGGAAUUCUAGCGAUGUUUACUCUCUUGGAGUCUCUGUGGCCUUGGAGUGGCAGCAACAACUUCCUGAGAGACGGGAAGGAUGAAAAAUGUAAUUUAAAGCACUGUUUGUCCUUUCUUUUUUUUCUUUUUUGGUCAAAGUUCAAUGACCGUGAUCACCACUUGCUGCCUGGCGCGUCAAAGCGGAAACCCAACGACGCUGUUUUUGAAUGUCACGCCGGCCUCGCUCGUCGGGCUUUCGACUGAGCGCGCUCAGUGCAGCCUAAAACUCGGAAUGUUGCAUUU
Messenger RNA from Hippocampus comes (tiger tail seahorse), 1527 nucleotides. It is a transcript of the gene plpp3, whose product is annotated as phospholipid phosphatase 3. Bases 1 to 945 code for a protein of 314 amino acids. The record is from RefSeq and is a predicted model, not a curated record. Gene Ontology annotation, cellular component: plasma membrane. Gene Ontology annotation, biological process: cell-cell adhesion; phospholipid metabolic process; phospholipid dephosphorylation. Gene Ontology annotation, molecular function: phosphatidate phosphatase activity. Lineage: Eukaryota; Metazoa; Chordata; Actinopteri; Syngnathiformes; Syngnathidae. The transcript has 7 exons.